This is a messenger RNA of Rhododendron vialii, 447 nucleotides long. RefSeq names its product glycine-rich RNA-binding protein 3, mitochondrial-like. The coding region runs from base 1 to 447 and encodes 148 amino acids. Lineage: Eukaryota; Viridiplantae; Streptophyta; Magnoliopsida; Ericales; Ericaceae. The record is from RefSeq and is a predicted model, not a curated record. The transcript is spliced from 4 exons.
AUGGGUUCCAAAACAGUAGUCUUCCUAGGCCUUUUGGCUACUGUUCUUCUGGUUACGUCGGAGGUUGCAGCAAGGGGUUUGGCUGAGACUUCCAAGAAAACUACUGAAGCUGCUAAACAGACAAAGGGAGUUGAGGAAGCCAAGUAUCCAGGGCCGUACGGAGGAUACGGAGGAGGCCCGGGCGGAAACACGUACGGAGGAUACGGAGGAGGCCCGGGCGGAAACACGUACGGAGGAGGCCCGGGCGGAAACACUUACGGAGGAUAUCCUGGAGGCCCGGGCGGAAACACGUACGGAGGAUAUCCUGGAGGCCCGGGCGGUGGAUACGGAGGGGAUACUCCAUAUACGUAUAAACGUUACAAUUCUCCAUGGGAGAAUGCUGUGGGUGUUCGUAUAUUUGGUUUUCAGCUUGUCGAAAAGGACAUAAUAUAUUGGUGCUCAUCCUAA